This is a messenger RNA of Acanthosepion pharaonis, 702 nucleotides long. The record is from the annotation of a GenBank genome assembly. Lineage: Eukaryota; Metazoa; Mollusca; Cephalopoda; Sepiida; Sepiidae.
AUGCCUUCCUCUCCCAUUCCCCCACUUUCUCCUCUUUUCUCUCCCAUUCCCCCACUUUCUCCUCUUUUCUCCCCAUUCCCCCACUUUCUCCUCUUUUCUCUCCCAUUCCCCCACUUUCUCCUCUUUUCUCUCCCAUUCCCCCACUUUCUCCUCUUUUCUUUCCCAUUCACCCACAUUUCUCUCCAUUUCCCGAUUUUUCUCCUCUUUUCUCUCCAUCCUCUGACUUUUCACUCUCCAUUCCCUGACUCUCUUACUUUUCCUUCCCCUCCCUCUUUCCUUUCUGCUUUUCUUUUUCCUCUCUCUCUCGUCUCUUUCCCUUCGUCUCUCUCUUUCCCUUCGUCUCUCUCUCUUUCCCUUCGUCUCUCUCUCUUUCCCUUCGUCUCUCUCUCUUUCCCUUCGUCUCUCUCUCUUUCCCUUCCUCUCUCUCUCUUUCCCUUCCUCUCUCUCUCUUUCCCUUCCUCUCUCUCCUGUUCUUUCUCUCUUUCUUUCCCUUCCUCUCUCUCCUGUUCUUUCUCUCUCUCUUUCCCUUCCUCUCUCUCCUGUUCUUUCUCUCUCUUUCUUUUUUCUCUCGUUCCCUUUUUCUUUCUACCUCCCUUUCUUCAUUCUUCAGCACAAAUUUCCAUCAUCGUCACGAACCCGCAUAUCUGGAAUCUCAAAGCUUUGUUCUGGGAGCAGGUGCUCCCUCUUCCACUCCAACACUAG